Cladocopium goreaui is the source of this 2745-nucleotide messenger RNA. The record is from the annotation of a GenBank genome assembly. NCBI's taxonomy places the organism in Eukaryota, Dinophyceae, Suessiales, Symbiodiniaceae.
AUGGCUCAACGCCGUUCACCCCCCGAGAUGGACAUCGCAUUGGCGACCGAUUCGGGCGGACCGGACGAACCUGAAGAACCCAACGCCGAGGGCGCUUCAGAAGGCACUCGUCUCAGCAACUUAUCGAUCGAAGACGAACUCAAGAGCAGCUAUCUGACGUACGCCAUGAGCGUGAUCGUCAGUCGUGCGCUGCCCGACGCCCGCGAUGGACUGAAGCCCUCGCAGCGCCGCAUCUUGGUCGCCAUGAACGACCUGGGCCUCACGCCCGGCUCGCGUCGUGUGAAGUGUGCCAAGAUCUCCGGCGACACCAGCGGUAACUACCACCCGCACGGUGAAAGCGUCAUCUACCCCACACUGGUCCGCAUGGCCCAAGAAUGGAACAUGCGGCACACCCUCAUCGAUAAGCAGGGCAACUUCGGCUCCAUCGCCGGUCUUCCGCCCGCGGCCAUGCGGUAUACCGAAGCCCGUGUGUCGCCGUACGCCGCGCUGAUGCUGGAAGACUUGAAGCUCGACACGGUCGACUUCAUCCCCACCUACGACGAAAGCCGCACCGAACCGACGGUGCUCCCUUCGAAGUUCCCCAACCUGUUGGUCAACGGUGCCAACGGUAUCGCCGUGGGUAUGGCCACCUCGAUCCCGCCACAUAACCUGGGCGAGAUCUGCGACGGCCUGAUCAUGCUCAUCGACGAGCCGGAGGUUUCCAUCGACGAACUGAUGGAAGUCAUCCCCGGGCCCGACUUCCCCACCGGCGGCAUUGUCUGCGGACGCAGCGGCAUCCGUCGCGGUUAUCACACCGGACGCAGCACCAUCACCGUCCGCGCCCGGGCCACGAUCGAAGAGUUCGGCAAGAACCGACAUCGCAUCGUCGUUUCCGAGAUUCCCUUCCAGCAAGCCCGCGAUCGCGUGGAAGAACGCAUCGCCGCGCUGGUGCAAGAAGACCGCAUCAAGGGCAUCUCGGCCAUUCGCAACGAAAGCGAUUUGAAAGAGCCCGUGCGGCUAAUCCUCGAGCUGAAGCGCGACGCCGAUCCCGACAUCGUGCUGAACCAGCUCUACCAGUUCUCGCCGCUGCAAGACUCCUUCUCCAUCAUCCUGCUGGCCCUGGUCGACGGCAAACCGCAGACGCUCACCCUCAAGGAAGCCCUGCUCGAGUUCCUCCGUCACCGCGUGACGGUAAUCCGGCGACGCACCCAAUUCCUGUUGGCCAAAGCCCGGCAGCGCAAGCACACGGUCGAAGGUCUACUGCUGGCGCACGCCAACAUCGACGAAAUCAUCCGCAUCAUUCGCGCUUCUUCCACCCAGGAAGAAGCCAAAGAGCGUUUGAUGGGCGUCGAGUGCCCGGCCGCCAUGAUGCGACGUGCUCUGGGUGAAGAUGGAUUCGCCGCGUUCGUCUCCGAGCGGGGCGAGCAAGACGUCUAUACCCUCACCCCGGUGCAGGCCGACGCCAUCCUGCGGAUGACCCUCGGCCAGUUGGUCAACCUCGAACAAGAGAAGCUGGGCGACGAGUAUCGCAAGCUGUUAGAAGAGAUCGCCGAGUACGAUCGCAUCCUCUCCGACGACAAGAACAUCCUGGCGAUCAUUCGCGAGGACCUUCUCGAGCUGAAGCGAAAACAUGCCGAUGCCCGUCGCACCGAAAUCAGCGGCGAGGAAAUCGGCUCCAUCGACCUCGAAGACCUGAUCACCGAAGAGUCGAUGGUCGUCACCAUCAGUCAUCGCGGUUACAUCAAACGCACCCCGGCCACCGCCUACCGCGCACAACGUCGCGGCGGCAAGGGGCUCAAAGGCGCCAAGACCGACGAAGAAGAUCCCAUCGAACAUCUCUUCGCGGCCAGCACGCACGACUACCUGUUAUUCUUCACCAACCGCGGCAAAGUCUACUGGCAGAAGGUCUACGACCUACCCCAACUCAGCCGCGACAGUCGCGGCCGCGCGCUGGUGAACCUGCUGCACUUCGAAGAAGGCGAGGAAGUGCAGGAUUGCCGCGCGGUGCGCGACUUCAAAUUGCCCGACCACUAUUUGCUCAUGGCCACCCGCAAGGGCCUGGUCAAAAAGACCAAGCUCGAAGCGUACAGUCGUCCCAAGCGGGGCGGCAUCAUCGCCAUCAAGCUUCGCGAAGACGACGAGUUGGUCGAUGUGGUGGUAACGCAGACCAACGACGAAGUGGUUCUGUCGACCGCCAACGGUAUGGCCAUCCGCUUCAAAGAGUCUGACGCCCGCCCCAUGGGCCGCAAUUCCAGCGGCGUGAAGGGCAUCUCGUUAGGCAAGGGCGACGAACUGGUCGGCAUGGUCGUGGCCGAUCCCGAAGCCACGCUGCUCACCGCCUGCCAACACGGUUACGGCAAGCGAACCUACUUUGGCGUGUCGAGUGCCGCCGAGGCGGACGAUGCGGCGGAUACCGGCGCCGAGUCGGAAGCCACAGAAACCAACGGCGAAGACACCGCAUCGGGGCAACGCUACCGCACCCAACGUCGCGGUGGAAAGGGACUUCGCGAUAUCAAAACCACCACCCGCAACGGGCCCGUGGUUGGGGUCGUUGCACUGCGGGACGACGACGAGUUGUUGAUGAUUACCACCGGUGGUAAGAUCCAACGAGUACUCGCCAGCGACAUCAGCAUCAUCGGGCGCAACACGCAGGGCGUUCGUAUCAUGAGCCUCGACGAGGGCGACGCCCUGGCUGCCGUGGUUCGCGUGCCUCGCGACGAUGCCGAUGCCGACGAGGCCCAGCCCGCUCCACCCGUGGAAGAGUAA